GCUCCAUCGUCGUCAUGAAGUCCAUUAACCUCUUCUCCCUGGGAGUCCUUUUCUUGGGAACUCUGGCACCAUGGACCGUGGAAGGUGCUCAGGAGUCUGUGAAAGCUGGAAACUGUCCUCUUGUAAAUGUCCGCUGCUCUAAGGUAGAGAACCUUCAGUGCCAGAGUGACUCGCAGUGCCCAAGAAACCAGAAAUGCUGCCAGGUGCUUUGUGCCAUGAAAUGCAUAGAACCCGUGGAUCUCCCCACAGAAGCCGAGAAAGCUGGAAAUUGUCCUCCUGUUAAUAAAUCGGUCCGCUGCUUUCGGUAUGAAAAACCCCAGUGCCAGAGUGACUGGCAGUGCACGGGAAACCAGAAAUGCUGCCAGGAUACUUGUGGAAUCAAAUGCUUGGACCCCGUGAAGCUCCCCACACAAGCUAGGGAAAAGCCUGGGAAGUGUCCUCAGGUGUAUGGAGAGUGCAUGAUGCUCAACCCUCCCAACCACUGUGAGACCGAUAGCCAGUGCCAGGGCAAGCUCAAGUGCUGCAAGGGCAUGUGUGGGAAAGCCUGUGUCAGACCUGUCCGAGAUAAGUAG
Messenger RNA from Sorex araneus (European shrew), 572 nucleotides. RefSeq names its product antileukoproteinase-like. Gene Ontology annotation, biological process: antibacterial humoral response; innate immune response. The record is from RefSeq and is a predicted model, not a curated record. Gene Ontology annotation, cellular component: extracellular region. Bases 15 to 572 code for a protein of 185 amino acids. The transcript has 4 exons. Gene Ontology annotation, molecular function: peptidase inhibitor activity. Lineage: Eukaryota; Metazoa; Chordata; Mammalia; Eulipotyphla; Soricidae.